This is a messenger RNA of Daphnia magna, 1600 nucleotides long. RefSeq names its product dolichyl pyrophosphate Man9GlcNAc2 alpha-1,3-glucosyltransferase-like. The record is from RefSeq and is a predicted model, not a curated record. Bases 325 to 1245 code for a protein of 306 amino acids. Lineage: Eukaryota; Metazoa; Arthropoda; Branchiopoda; Diplostraca; Daphniidae. Gene Ontology annotation, biological process: protein N-linked glycosylation. Gene Ontology annotation, cellular component: endoplasmic reticulum membrane. Gene Ontology annotation, molecular function: dolichyl pyrophosphate Man9GlcNAc2 alpha-1,3-glucosyltransferase activity. The transcript is spliced from 2 exons.
AGCAUAACACCAUAAAAAGCUGCUGCAAUCAAACCAUUGGUUUUAAUAAAUCAGUUACAUAAUUGCAGUCAUCAAAACUUUCAACAAUCAAUCCACCUCUAUAUACAACAUACAAAUCCUUUAACUCAACAAUUGCAUUGUCAUAUUAACACACAAAAAAGGAUGAGACAAGUUGAAAUGUAUACUUUACCCAUCAUUGCAGGCUGCGACUUGAAGACACUAAAUUAACUCAGCUAUUUUUGUUUUUUUUGUUUGGUUUUUUCGUUUUGUUAUUUAUUUUUUGUGAUUUUCGUCAUAGUAGUCAUAGCGUAGUAAGGAUUCACUAUGGAGGUCCCUUACAAGUUAGAAGUGAUUGCUUUGACUACAAUCAUCAUUAAACUGGGUGUCUCAGUUUUCCCAUAUUCUGGCAAAAAUCAACCUCCAAAAUUUGGAGAUUAUGAAGCUCAAAGACAUUGGAUGGAAAUUACGGUUAACUUACCCAUACAGGAUUGGUAUAGAAAUACAACAGACAAUGAUUUAUUGUACUGGGGACUGGAUUACCCUCCUCUCACAGCAUAUCAAAGCUACCUAACUGGAUCGGUGGCUAAGAAAAUCAACCAAGACUAUGUAAAACUCCAUGUGUCUCAGGGAUUUGAAAACUUUGACCACCAAUAUUUCAUGAGGAUGUCCGUCCUUGUGUCUGAUUGUAUUUUCUUUGUCAGUGCACUUUAUUUUUACAUUAGAAGCUUGAAGAUGAGUAAUAAGUACAAAUGGGUUUUCUUUGCUUUGUCCUCACACUCUGGACUCACCCUUAUAGAUUAUGGUCAUUUUCAGUACAAUUGUGUUUCGUUGGGGUUGACCUUGUGGGCAAUCAUUUUUGUUUCUCAGGGAAAGAAUGUGUUAGCAGCAAUUGCCUUUUCAGCUGCCUUAAACUUUAAGCAGAUGGAGUUGUAUCAUGCAAUACUUCUAUUUGCUGGCUUCUAUUUGCUGGCUUCCUGUCAACCUAAAGGUUCCUCACUUCCCUCCCAACUAAAGAAUUUGGUCCAGAUUGGCGCUGCCACAGUGGCGACCUUUGCAAUCAUUUGGUAUCCAUUUCUUCAAAUUCAUGAUUGGCUUUUACAGCAAGUCAUCGUCAGACUCUUUAUUCCUUUUCAGCGUGGAAUCUUUGAAGACUAUGUCGCCAAUUUUUGGUGCACGCUAAAUGUUGUGAUCAAAAUCAAACGACUAUUAAACCCAACCUCAAUCGCCUCGGGAACUAUCACCUAGGCCAUGCCCGUGCCUGAAAGAAAAAGUCAGGACGUUGAUUCGAACGGAUUCGAAUGCAACGAGCACUAAGAACGGUCACAUUAUUGGAGGAAUGACCGUGUGCUUGGUUCGUGAUUUGGAGUCACAAGUGAUAGCUGCAAGCUGAUAUCACUCGAACCACUGCACCAACCCGACUAAGCGUAUACUUACCUAUCAUACUUACCAUACGAAAUUUGCUUCAUCAAGUCUUUUAUACUGUCUCAUAGAUGAUCGAAAAAAGCUGCAGCUCAUUAUGGCGUCAGUUUAGCUUUAAUGCUAAAUUUCGCAAACACGGUGAACUAGAUUGACAAUAAUAAAAAAUGAACUUUAUUCGUCA